AAGAGAGAGAGAGAGAUGAGUAGGGGAGCCAGAAAAAAUCCGGGGAUUUACGCGGAAAGGGCAAAAUAUUCCCCGCCCAGGCUUCAUUCAGCCUCCGAUUACGGGGUGGCUUUGGGUGAAAAGCACGCGCUAUCAUUGGUCGAGGGGCUAAUAUGGCGGUGUUAGGGGUUGCAAGGUGGGGCGGGUGUACGCGAUAUUAAGGGCUGCUUUCAUGUCCGACGAGCCAGUUCGUGGUGCGCCGUCGAUUGACGCAUUUUCCGUCGAGAAGGUGGAGAACGAAGCGUGGAGCGUUCGACAACUUCCUGUGCCUCUCCUCAUUCUCCAUCCUCUUUUCAGAUUUUCUCACUUUCUUUUUUCGCGUACUUUCUUCCGGCUGGACCGCAUUCGGAGGCACACGCGACUCGGCGGGAGAUUCAAUUUGCGCGCGUGUGCCACUCGGGAGAAUUUAUGAUUUGCCAGUGAUUUUCGUGGAUCGAGGACUGUUUGCGUAUUUGUUUGCGAAUAUCGCGAAACUUUACGUCGGUCAGUGAUUUUCGUGGAGAAAGACUUCUUUAGAAUGGCCCAGACCUAUAAUCAGAAGAGAAAUGUGUACAGCAUCGAUCAGAUAUUGGGUCAUGGCAAAGAUGAAGAUCACGCGACAUCAUCUGACGCCGUGGUCGAUGGCGGUGACACGGAGCUCGGUCAUUUGAGCGAUCAUCAGAUCAACGACGGCUUGCACGAUCCUUUGAACUUAGGUGAAUCCGAUCGCCCACGCAAGGUGCGAAGAUCCCGUACGACUUUCACGACCUAUCAGCUACACGAACUCGAGAAGGCUUUCGGGAACACGCAGUACCCGGACGUGUUCACCAGAGAAGAGUUGGCAAUGAGAUUGGACCUCUCGGAAGCGAGAGUACAGGUGUGGUUUCAAAAUCGACGUGCAAAGUGGCGCAAGAAGGAAAAGGCGUUGGGCAGAGAUACCAGUUUCAUGCAUGUCGAGCAAGGCGGUGUAAACGAAUUGUCCCUUCACGCGCGGCUCCUACAAACGGCCGGCGGUGUCCCGGGCGCGGACUCCUCCGGUCCGCCGACCGGCACGUUUCCCUGGUUCAUCCCGCCGGUUUUCCCGCCACCCUGGCCCACGAGCGCGCCCAAGUUGCCGCCGUUACACGCCAUCCUGUCGCAAUACAUCGGACUGCCGUUGUCGCAGAAUCUGGCGUCGCUCGGUACAAUACUGCCGGUUAACUGUCUAAACCCGAGCUCGUCAUUGAACCACAGUAACGGUCACUCGCUGGGGGGUCAUCUGCACGGGCAUCCCCUGAAUCUGGGGGUGCAGAGCAUACCGCAGAAUCUGAGCUCGAAGAAUGACAAGGACGAGGACUCGGCGUCGUCCGACGACGAGAUCAGGAAGCAGAGCGCGGAAGUGUUGAGAGUGAAGGCGGAGGAGGCGCUACGCAAGGCGGACAAUUAACUGUGAGAGCUCUUACGGACUUUUUGUAAAUAUCAGGAACUUGUCCGUGUGUGUGCGUGUGUGUAUGUGUGUGUGUGUGUGUGUGUGUGUGUGUUCCCGAGAAUCUCGUCCACAUAUUUGAUACCAACGUAAAUGUUUCGCACGCGGCAUUAACCUGCGGAAUGGGCGAAAAGCAUUCUUUUGGUUAUUAAUAUCAGAUUUAGAGAAAUUUACUUUGCGUCGUACGCACGAUUCGAUAUCGACGGGCAUUUUAAUAUGCAAAAUAUUUCAGAAGAAAACGCACUUACUUCAAAUUUUAAAGUAAACUCUGAAGUAAGUAAAAUCUUGAAAAAAAAGAACAUCAGGACUCUUGGUACUCUGUCAAAGAAUUUAUCAAUAAUUUAUUUUUGCACUUGCAUCCGGGAUACUUUGUACGAUCAAGACUAGGAAUCGAGUGGCACCGAGUGUUCCAGCAGGAGGUAAAUAACAUUUAAUAUUAAUUUGGUUAUUCGUUGCGUCAUAUUGGUGAUGUUAAUUUUAAACAUAUUUGAUCAGCGUAGCUUGAUAUUGUUGAAUGAUUUAUACGUUUUCAAUUUUAAUUAGCAAUAUGUGUAAGACGCAAUCAUAAGUUUAUUAUUAUAAUAUAUUAGUAUCAAUAUAUAUUAAUUAAUUAACUGCUCAUCAAAUACACUGCUUUUUUAAUUUAAAGAUAAAACAAAUCAAAGAACACAAUCAUCUUGAUCAUCGUGAAAUUAUUAUUAUUUAAUGUACCAAUCUCCAAACAAAAUAUAUAAUCUUAAAUAAUAUCAAUAAUAUGUGAUAAAACAGAUAUUGAACAAAUCUGAAACAUAAGAAAAUAGUGUCUUUUUUCCAAAUAUUAAAUUAAACUUAAAUCUUGAUAAUAAAAUAACUUAUGUCAGUAUAAUUUUUAAUUAAUCACAAAAAGAAAAUAUAUAUUUUAUUGAAGUUAUAAUUUACAGAAAAGAAAUUAGAAAAUUUAUUAUAUUACAUGUAAUAUUAUUUAUAUUCUCUUCAUCGAGAUAACAAAUGAUUAACAAAAUUAGAGAAUUACAAAAACCACUAGAAGUUUAUAAAGAAAAAAUAUUUUCUUUUAUCAAAUUGUAAUUCUAAUUAAACACAUAUGCAUUUAUCUCUUUUUCUCGCUGUUAACAUCGUCAGUUUUCGAUAAAAUUAAUUCGCUGAUUCUAUCAGCGUUUCCGCGAAACGUUGAAAUGAAAUUUCAGAAAUAUAGUGUUGCACAUAGCGCAGCGUUAUAUGAUAUUAUACAUCGUUAUUCUAAUUAUUUAAUAUUUCUCGCUUUGUUAUUCGACGAUGAUAUAACAAAUCUGUUUCAUCGAUAUCAAAAACUAAUUCCUCUAGGUGAAUCAGGCUAAUUGUUACGCUAAAAAUAUGACACUAGAAUAUAUAUUAUUUAAUGUGUAAUAAAUAAUUUAUAAAAUUUUGAAAGUGAGAUAACUUUCUCUACUAAUUUAAUUAAAUGCUGUUUAAUUAAGUGCGUUGUUAUUUAUUUAUAGAAAUCAAUAAGAGAUUAAUAUAUUUAAUUUAAUUUGAUUUGAUUAAGAAAAUAUUACGAGAUGUCAUAUUUAUUCUGUGUCACAAUUGCCUUUAUCCUGGAUGUAAAAAGGUAGACGUGAAUGCAAUCGUGUAGAAUUCCUUCCAAAUGCUGUACAGAAUCUCGCCUGUGUAUGUUUGUAUCAGAUGAAGUGUAUCACGCGCGAGAGAAACUUUUGUAAAAUACAUGUAUUAUAUUAACAUUAGAUAUGUUAUAUAUACAUAUGUACCAUAUAUAUAUCAACUGUAGACUUUGUGUAAAUAUGUAGGCUAUUCAUUAAGUUAAAGAAAUAUAUUGCAC
Cataglyphis hispanica is the source of this 3296-nucleotide messenger RNA. It is a transcript of the gene hbn, whose product is annotated as aristaless-related homeobox protein-like. Bases 557 to 1444 code for a protein of 295 amino acids. Gene Ontology annotation, biological process: regulation of transcription by RNA polymerase II. The transcript has 4 exons. The record is from RefSeq and is a predicted model, not a curated record. NCBI's taxonomy places the organism in Eukaryota, Metazoa, Arthropoda, Insecta, Hymenoptera, Formicidae. Gene Ontology annotation, molecular function: RNA polymerase II transcription regulatory region sequence-specific DNA binding; DNA-binding transcription factor activity, RNA polymerase II-specific.